AAAAAAAAAAACACAAAAAAAGGUCCCCCCAAAGUAAAUGCGAGAGCCUCUGUCCCGCACAAACCAAACUCAGCAAAGAGAAUAGUGGUUGAAACCCAGAACCCACCAUGAAGAUUCCGUCCGCUACCGAGCUGCCUGAACCCACCAGCUGUGAGACCUCUUUCCCACGCCUGAACCCCAGUAACCACGUGAGAGGCCCUCGUCCCGUACCCUUUCAAACCAAAGCAAGCAGUGGAGACUAAAUUUUGAAACCCUAGCCUGCAACCUCUCAUUCCGUCCAAGGAGCUAUUCCUCGUUCCCACCGGCUGAAAACUCCAAGGCUGGACUUGCUAUGGAUUCCGACAUAGAGCUCUCUGAUAACAAGCAUGAUGAGGUAAGCGUUGAUAAUGGGCAAGAUAACAAUGAAACUAUUGAAGAACCUAAGAUUGGAAUGUCAUUUUCAACUGAAGAAGAAGUUCGGUCUUACUAUAUGAAGUAUGCUAAGCAUAAGGGGUUUGGGGUGCGUAGAAGAAAUUCUAGACAGGGAGACGAUGGGAAGGUUAGAUGGUUUACCUUGGUAUGUGCGCGACAAGGCACACCAAAGAGUCAGGCUACCAGUUUUCUCAAGCCAAGACAAACAGAGAGGAUAGGGUGUAAAGCUAGGAUUAAUGCGAUUUUAAAUGAUGAAGAUGGAUAUACCUUGUCUAGUGUAAUAUUGGAACACACGCAUGUUUGUAGUCCAGAAAAGGCAAGACAUUUCAGAUGUUUUAAGAAGGUAGAUGCUCGUGUGGCUAAGGGGCGUGAAAUAAAUAAUGCGGCAGGAAUACGUAUGGGAAAGAACUUCAAGUCUCCAAUUGUUGAAGCUGGGGGAAACGAGAAUGUGUCAUUUGGAGAAAAGGAGUGUCGAAACUAUAUUGACAAUGCACAACUUCGUCUUGGGGUUGGAGGUGCUGAAGCUCUUCGUAAUUACUUCAGAGAAAUGCAUAAAAAAAAUUCAGAAUUUUACUAUGAGAUGGACGUGGACGAUGAUAUGAGGUGUAGGAAUGUGUUUUGGGCUGAUGCCCGAAGUAGAGCUGUGUAUCAAUCAUUCGGGGAUGUAAUUACAUUUGACACAACAUACUUGACAAAUGCGUAUGAGAUGCCUUUUGUAUCGUUUGUGGGUGUGAAUCAUCAUGGUCAGUCAAUCCUAUUAGGGUGUGGAUUGAUAUCCAGUGAGGACACACAAACUUUUGAGUGGUUUUUUGAGUCAUGGUUGAAGUGUAUGAACGACCAAGCACCAAAUGCAAUUAUUACAGAUCAAAACAAGGCAAUGCAACUUGCAAUUGCGAGGGUGUUUCCAAAUUCUAAACAUCGCUUCUGCUUGUCGCACAUUAUGAAAAAAUUUCCUGAGAAGUUUGGAUCACAUUCUCAAUAUGAGGAGAUCAAGAGUACUCUAGAAAAGUGCGUAUAUGACUCUUCAAGUGAGCAAGAGUUCGAAGAACGUUGGUUCAAUUUGCUUGAUACCUAUCAUCUUCAUGAAAAUGCAUGGUUGGGAUCGUUACAUAGUGAUAAGCGUUUUUGGGUGCCGGCAUACGUUAAAGACACAUUUUGGGCUGGAAUGUCAAUUACACAACGGAGUGAAAGCAUGAAUGCAUUCUUCGAUAACUACGUUAACUCCAAGACCACAUUGAAACAAUUUUUAGAUCAGUACAAUUCAGCCCUUAGAAGGAAGGUAGAGAAUGAAGCUGUUGCUGACUUUAAUUCAUUUAACACCGAGAUUCCGUGCAUCAGUCACUAUCCUCAUGAGAAGCAAUUUCAAAAAGCAUACACAAUUGCAAAAUUCAAAGAAGUACAAGAUGAAUUUAGAGGAUUUUUAUAUUUAUCUACCUCACUGCUGGGAUGUGAGGGUGCAAAAUAUACGUACGCAGUUGCUGACGAGAUUAAAGUGAGUGAUGAAUUUAUAAAACAUGCAAACUUCAUUGUAGCGCUAGAUGAAGAUCCGCUUGAAGUUAAAUGCAGUUGCAAGUUAUUUGAGUUUAGGGGCAUAUUAUGCAGACAUGCUCUUCGGGUCCUGGCUCUGUUAGGUAAGAGUAAACUACCAUCAAAAUACAUCUUGGAUCGGUGGAGGAAGGAUAUAAAAAGGAAAUACACCUUUAUCAAAAGUAGUUAUGAGGCAAACUGCAACCCUGAGAGACAAAGGUAUGAUAGGAUCCUAAAUUGCUUUUAUGAACUGGCCUCAAAUGCAUCGAAGACCGAGAAAAGUUGUGUGAAACUGAUCAGUCAGGUAGAGCAGUUGAAGAUAGAGUACCUUGAAGACAAUUCAAGGUGUGGUAGCAAUACAGAUAAGCCAGCUACAUCCAUGGAUGGCAUGACAACAAGUACAAGUAAAGCUUUUAGUCCCUUGGUAGUUCAAAGUAAAAAAAGGCCACCAUCUAAUAAGAGAAAAAUGCACCCCGCUGAGAAGGAUCUUAGGAAAUCAUCUACAAGGAGAUUGCGUUGCUGUGAAGUUGAGAGUAGUCAAUUAUCAAGAGAAGAUAGAGCAGAUGAAUACCAUGAGAGCGGCCCACAACAUGAGGCUCCUCAAACCCAAGAUCAACAAAGUCAAGCUUGGACUCAUGUGCCAAAUUAUUUUUGUACUUCUUCGACUGCUCCUCCAUUACAGGAUCAACAAAGUCAAGUUUGGACUCAUGCUCCAGAUUAUUUUUGUACUCCUUUGACUAUUGCUCCAUUGCAGAUGCAACCUUCUCGAUUGCAUCUCUCAGACCCGGAUGGAGGCAGUCAUGAUAAUCAGCUUAGAGACCUUAAUGAUGGUAAAUUUUUCCCUCUAAAUACACAAGCUGCCAUUUUCUUGUUUCAGGAGGUCAUUGAUACAUCUGGAGGAGGUGGUGCCCAGAAAUUCGUGAUGCCCUGGAAGAAGAAAUUAAAGAAAUUCAUGCUUUAUCAAUUAAGAAAGCUUUGACCCCAGAGCAGUGGAACCAAAAGCGUUAUUCUGAAAAAUCUCAUCCUACUUCUUAGAACAUGGGUUGAGGAUUUUGUAUGAUAAGUGAACAUGGGUUGAAAAUAAUUGUGACAAAAGUGUGUGCUAUUGCUGAUAAGCAUGGAAUGACUUUGCAAUAUGUCUUGAGUUUGUUGAGACUUGGGUCCAAGUUUAUUUAUGUUUGUUGCUCGGGUCCAGGAUUUAGCGUCAUUCUGAAAAUAAGCCAUGGAUCUUGGCAUGAAAAAGUGUGUAUGUUCUGAAAAUAAGCCAUUGUGUAUGUUUUUUCUCAAAA
Juglans regia (Persian walnut) is the source of this 3227-nucleotide messenger RNA. RefSeq names its product protein FAR1-RELATED SEQUENCE 5-like. Bases 332 to 2917 code for a protein of 861 amino acids. Gene Ontology annotation, molecular function: zinc ion binding. The transcript is spliced from 8 exons. NCBI's taxonomy places the organism in Eukaryota, Viridiplantae, Streptophyta, Magnoliopsida, Fagales, Juglandaceae. The record is from RefSeq and is a predicted model, not a curated record. Gene Ontology annotation, biological process: regulation of DNA-templated transcription.